Molecule: messenger RNA, 348 nt
Organism: Guillardia theta CCMP2712
Lineage: Eukaryota; Cryptophyceae; Pyrenomonadales; Geminigeraceae
Exons: 3
Source: RefSeq, a predicted model, not a curated record
CGUCCGGUUGGACGCAUGUGCAGGCAUCCCUUUGGAUGCUCGAAGCGAGCCUCUUUCGGAGAGGCAAGCAGUCGUCUUCCACUCUACUGCCUCGACCAUAAGAUGCCGCAACACAUCAAUGUGAACUCGAGGAUGUGUCACUAUCCCGAAUGCAAGCGGCAGCCUCUCUUCGGAGACGCCUGCGAUGGCGUACCACGUUUCUGCGGCGAACAUCGACGGAAAAGCGAUUUGGAUCUCGUUCAUUCUCGCUGCAGCUUUGAUGGCUGCGUCAGCAUUCCCUGGUACGGGGAAGUUGGCAAGUCUCCGCAGUACUGUAGCAAGCACAAACGGCGGAACAUGGUCAACUUG